AUUAGUUAGUUGCCUGUUUAGUGUUUGUACGAAGAUCAACGGACACAACGGUAGAUCUACGGGUCGAUUUACCAUGCUCACGGCUGUGUCGAUGUCAUCGAUCGAUCGGCGACGAUCAAAACGCGGUGCACCUUUUGCCUCGGACACGGCCCGUAGCAGCCGCCGACCGUUGUUGUGCUCUUUUCUUUCUUUCUUUCUGUCGAUCGUUCUGUCAGCCGAAGCUGAAUGCGGUUUUCACGUGUAGUGACGACGGUAGUAUAGUAGCCACUCACUCGUACCGUUACGUUAGGAACUGAGCUGACUGACCUGAGGCUGUGUAGUACCCAACACGGCCCGAGGAGAUUUCCACGUAAUUGCACUCAAGCAGCACAAGCGGGAAGACGCCGAACCGUCGGCUCAGCCAUGAGCGGGAGCGGGAACACAGCGCACGACAGACCGGCUAGUAGUCCCGGUGAACUCAGUACUGAAGCCCGCACCGACAGUCAUGCCGGGCAAAUAGAGAGUGCCGAGUCUGCAGCGGCAGCCGCGUCCACGACAUCUGCAGUGGCCGCCGCAACGCGUCCAGAGAACACGAUGUCGGUGGCUGCUGUCGUGACCAGUCCAGCCACGGAAACCACCAAGAUAAAGAUCCCCGUCAAGAUUUCCUCGGCAACCUCCAGCAGUCCAGUGCAGUCAGUGGUGGGACUGGAUGGAGGGACAAUCGAUGCUGUCAGUCCAGCCAAGACUCUACGUCACGCUGCCAAUACUCCGCCGACUACAAGUACAAGUCCAGUAACAGGUACUCCGUCGAAAAAGUCGAAAACAAGGGCCAGCGCUCUUGGCUGUGGUGGCAGUGCAGUAAACAGAAGGCAAAGCACUGAUCGUGUUCGCCCCGAGCUCAUCGCACACUCCCUAGAGUUAGACGGUGCGAGUGUAGAUGAGAACUGGGAGCAUCGGGUUUUGGACCAACUGGAAGGGCUUACUGUAAAUGGUACGAAACCUUCACCACCGGAACUACUGUCAAUACAAGCGGAGCUCAAGCUGAGGAUGUACAAGGAUGUCAAGAAAGCCUGGAGUAAAGCUAAAGCCGAAGAGGCAGCGAGCCUAGAGCGUGUGUCGGAACCGCCCGUGCCGGCAUUGCCGAAAGCGGCCAGUGCACAUGGUAACCAUAGUAACCAUUACUAUGCUGGUGACGAGGAACUAAGGAGACAACGGGCUGCACAAAGUGCACGCGAGUGUUUUGCAUGUGGUUGGAAACAAGGGCACACUGCCGACACUGAAGAAAGGACACACACAAAGCGACUCAUGGACUCUGACUUUCGAAGGCAGUCAUUUCACUAUCCGAGUAACAUACAGCGACAGAGAGAAGUUAGCGAGAGGCACUUGAAGAGCCUGAAACAUCUAUCAGCCACUUCACAAAGCCUUAUGACUCCAUUCCAGUUUUACGAAUGGCAGAACGAGAUGAGACAAUCGUCUAUCGAUGCAGCACAGGAGAGAGUAAGCCAACAGAAGGUAAUGGGUGGUAUAACCAUGGCCCCGGCGGCAGCAUCUCCCAGAAGUACCAGCAGUGGUGUUAGAAGUGCAUCGAGUCCAUGCACCGGUCCACUGUCAGUGUACCAGACGGAUUACAAUGACCAAACGGUAAGUCAUCUCUUGACAAGUGGACGGCUUGAAGCGUGGGCGGCACGUAACAGCAGUCAUCGUCAAAACGAGUACGUGGACUUCCCGAAACUGCGUCCGCACCGAAAGCAACCAAUACCGUCAGCCUACCUCCAACGGAAUUUAGGCACCAACGUCGACCUAUUCCUGUUGGAUGUUAUCAAGUCACCGCGCAAGCAAGCACACGUUCAGUCGAAAACUGGAAGUAAAAAGACAAGACGUAGAGUUGAUCGCCGGAGUCUUGAUUAUCCAGCUGAAUACUUAGAUCUUUGUGCACCUGACUUCCGGUGAAAUCACUGACGGCCCGGCCAUUGUCUUGGAAGAGAAGACCAGAUUGCUGAUUUGUCACCAACAGUGCAUCAUGCCCCGUUCCUGCCUUUGAUCCUGCACCGACUGGCACAUGUAUUCACCAUUUCAACCUGGCCUUGCACAGCAUGCAUUGCAGUCACUGCAUGACUUGUACAACACUGUUGACUGCCCUGUACUGGCUGUAGUACUGUGGUGACACGGUGUAACAUGCUUACACACAUUGGCUGAUAAGCAUUCCAGUCAGUGUUAUCACAGCAGCAGCUACUUGUAUUCAUGCCAUGCUGGAUACACAGUGCUACAAUGGGAAUCAAUGCUCACUCUCACCUGGGUUUGUGUUGCAAAUAAUUUGAAUGGACAGAAUAGAACCCUAGAACCCGGGAACCAGGGACCUGCAAUAUCAAUAUCAAGUCAGUGUUGGACUGGGAUGCACAGACUGCAGUGCUGUGGCUAGCAUUAACAAUACCCGUCUCACCUGCCAGUGCUGAACUGUGAUAAGUUUGUUUAACUCCCUUCAUCAUGGCAAUGGUGCAGUACAGUGUACUACAGUGCCUGUGAGCUUCUCUCCAUCUUCACCUGCUCGUAUGUUUUCUAAUGUGCUGGUACCAGUAGGACGGGUGACCCUGUCUAGCAUGCCUGUACAAUUUUAUUUUGUCAGCUGGUGGCAUUGCAUGCCUUGGAAGUCCAACUCCUGUAGUUUGCUCUUUCCUCAUCUUGCAUCCAUUACCAAACUGUGUCUUGCACCUCUUGGCUUAGUGAUGAGAAUUCUAGUCACAGUCUAUAAGUAUAACAGUAAGGUACUGGUAGUUCUGUAUCAUGCCAUUAUUUAUCAUUGUCACACUCACUUUUGUUCAUGUACAAAAACAUGGUUAAAGAAAAAGGAAGAUGUUCAAACUGACACCAUAUUUUGCACAUCUUGGCUACAUCAUGAGAGAGAGAUAGAGAGGGCACUAUGAUUACUA
Messenger RNA from Sycon ciliatum, 2906 nucleotides. RefSeq lists its product as uncharacterized. NCBI's taxonomy places the organism in Eukaryota, Metazoa, Porifera, Calcarea, Leucosolenida, Sycettidae. Bases 403 to 1929 code for a protein of 508 amino acids. The transcript is spliced from 2 exons. The record is from RefSeq and is a predicted model, not a curated record.